AUGGCGCGGGCCAAGCUGCCGCGCUCGCCGUCCGAGGGCAAGGCGGGCCCGGGGGGCGCCCCGGCCGGCGCCUCGGCCCCCGAGGAGCCGCACGGGCUCAGCCCGCUGCUGCCGGCCCGCGGCGGGGGCUCAGUAGGCAGCGACGUGGGCCAGAGGCUUCACCUGGAAGAUUUCAGCCUGGACUCCUCUCCGUCUCAGGAAGUGGUCCAGGUGGAGUUCUACGUCAACGAGAACACCUUCAAGGAGAGACUUAAGCUGUUCUUCAUCAAAAACCAAAGAUCCAGCCUGAGGAUCCGGCUGCUCAACUUCUCCCUGAAGCUGCUGACCUGCCUGCUCUACAUUGUCCGCGUCCUGCUGGACGACCCGGCCCUGGGGAUCGGAUGCUGGGGCUGCCCGAAGCAGAAUUACACCUUCAACGAGUCGUCCUCCGAGAUCAAUUGGGCCCCCAUCCUGUGGGUGGAGAGGAAGACGGCUCUGUGGGCCACUCAGGUCACCGUGGCCGCUGUCAGCUUCCUGGAGACCAUGCUCCUCACUUACCUCAGCUACAAAGGCAACAUCUGGGAGCAGAUCUUCCGUGUGGCCUUCGUCCUGGAGAUGAUCAACACGCUGCCCUUCAUCAUCACGAUAUUCUGGCCACCACUGCGGAACCUGUUCAUCCCGGUGUUUCUGAACUGCUGGCUGGCCAAGCACGCCCUGGAGAACAUGAUUAACGACUUCCACCGAGCCAUCCUGCGCACCCAGUCGGCCAUGUUCAACCAGGUCCUCAUCCUCUUCUGCACCCUGUUGUGCCUGGUCUUCACGGGGACCUGCGGCAUCCAGCACCUGGAGCGCGCGGGCGGCAACCUGUCCCUGCUGACGUCCUUCUACUUCUGCAUCGUCACCUUCUCCACCGUGGGCUACGGAGACGUGACGCCCAAGAUCUGGCCGUCCCAGCUGCUGGUGGCCAUCAUGAUCUGCGUGGCCCUCGUGGUGCUCCCGCUGCAGUUUGAGGAGCUCGUCUACCUGUGGAUGGAGCGGCAGAAGUCGGGGGGCAACUACAGCCGCCACCGGGCCCAGACGGAGAAGCACGUGAUCCUGUGUGUCAGUUCCCUCAAGAUCGACCUGCUCAUGGACUUUCUGAAUGAGUUCUACGCCCACCCCCGGCUGCAGGACUACUACGUCGUCAUCCUGUGCCCCACCGAGAUGGACAUCCAGGUGCGCAGGGUCCUGCAGAUCCCCCUGUGGUCCCAGCGGGUCAUCUAUCUCCAGGGCUCCGCGCUCAAGGACCAGGACCUCAUGCGGGCCAAGAUGGACAACGGGGAGGCCUGCUUUAUCCUCAGCAGCCGGAACGAGGUGGACCGCACCGCAGCGGACCACCAGACCAUUCUGCGCGCCUGGGCUGUGAAGGACUUUGCCCCCAACUGCCCUCUCUACGUCCAGAUCCUCAAGCCGGAGAACAAGUUUCACGUCAAGUUUGCAGAGCACGUGGUGUGUGAGGAGGAAUGCAAGUACGCCAUGCUGGCCCUGAGCUGCAUCUGCCCGGCCACGCCCACCCUCAUCACGCUGCUGGUGCACACGUCCCGAGGCCAGGAAGGCCAGGACUCACCGGAGCAGUGGCAGCGCAUGUACGGACGCUGCUCGGGCAACGAGGUCUACCACAUCCGCAUGGGGGACAGCAAGUUCUUCCGCGAGUACGAGGGCAAGAGCUUCACCUACGCUGCCUUCCAUGCGCACAAGAAGUACGGCGUGUGUCUCAUCGGCCUGAAGCGGGAGGAGAGUAAGAGUAUCCUGCUGAACCCGGGGCCCCGGCACAUCCUGGCCGCCUCCGACACCUGCUUCUACAUCAACAUCACCAAGGAGGAGAACUCGGCCUUCAUCUUCAAGCAGGAGGAAAAGCAGAAGAAGAAAGGCUUCGCGGGGCAGGGGCUGUACGAGGGGUCGUCCCGCCUGCCCGUGCACAGCAUCAUCGCCUCCAUGGGGACAGUGGCCAUGGACCUCCAGAACACGGAGUGCCAGCCAGCACAGAGCGGCGGAGGCAGUGGGGGCAGCAAGCUGGCACUCCCCACGGAGAACGGCUCGGGCAGCCGGCGGCCCAGCAUCGCACCCGUGCUGGAGGUGGCCGACAGCUCGACCCUGCUGCCCUGCGACCUGCUGAGUGACCAGUCGGAGGACGAGACGACACCGUCAGACGAGGAGGGGCUGUCUGUGGUGGAGUACGUGAAGGGCUACCCCCCCAACUCGCCCUACAUUGGCAGCUCCCCUACCCUGUGCCACCUCCUGCCCGUGAAAGCCCCCUUCUGCUGCCUGCGGCUGGACAAGGGCUGCAAGCACAACAGCUACGAGGAUGCCAAGGCCUACGGCUUCAAGAACAGGCUGAUCAUCGUGUCGGCGGAGACGGCGGGCAACGGGCUGUACAACUUCAUCGUGCCGCUCCGCGCCUACUACCGGCCCCGCAGAGAGCUCAACCCCAUCGUGCUGCUGCUGGACAACAGGCCUGACCACCACUUCCUGGAGGCCAUCUGCUGCUUCCCCAUGGUCUACUACAUGGAGGGCUCCGUGGACAACCUGGACAGCCUGCUGCAGUGCGGCAUCAUCUACGCCGACAACCUGGUGGUGGUGGACAAGGAGAGCACCAUGAGCGCCAAGGAGGACUACAUGGCCGACGCAAAGACCAUCGUCAACGUGCAGACCAUGUUCCGGCUCUUUCCCAGCCUCAGCAUCACCACGGAGCUCACCCACCCGUCCAACAUGCGGUUCAUGCAGUUCCGCGCCAAGGACAGCUACUCUCUGGCUCUUUCCAGGCUGGAGAAGAGGGAGCGGGAGAACGGCUCCAACCUGGCCUUCAUGUUCCGCCUGCCCUUCGCCGCCGGCCGCGUCUUCAGCAUCAGCAUGUUGGACACGCUGCUGUAUCAGUCCUUCGUGAAGGACUACAUGAUCCCCAUCACCAGGCUGCUCCUGGGGCUGGACACCACGCCGGGCUCCGGCUACCUCUGUGCCAUGAAGGUCACAGAGGACGACCUGUGGAUCCGCACCUACGGCCGCCUCUUCCAGAAGCUGUGCUCGUCCAGCGCCGAGAUCCCCAUCGGCAUCUACAGGACCGAGAGCCACGUCUUCUCCUCCUCGGAGCCUCACAACCUCAGGGCCCAGUCCCAGGUCUCGGUGAGCGUGGAGCACCACGAGGAAACCCGGGAGGCGCAGGGGCCCUGGGGCUCACGGGCAGGCACGGGUGGCGGCGGGCACACGGUGGGCGGCGGCUCGGCGGAGCGCCCGCUCCUGCGGCGCAAGAGCCUGCCGUGGGCACGGAGGCUGAGCCGCAAGGGCACCCGGCACACGGGGAAGGCGGCGGCCGAGGAGAUCAGCCAGCAGCGGCUCCGCCUGCACCAGCGGUCCGAGCGGCAGGAGCUCUCCGAGCUGGUCAAGAACCGCAUGAAGCAUCUGGGGCUGCCCACCACUGGCUACGAGGAUGUAGCAAAUUUAACAGCCAGUGAUGUCAUGAAUCGGGUAAACCUGGGAUAUUUGCAAGACGAGAUGAACGACCAACAGAACACCCUCUCCUAUGUGCUCAUCAACCCUCCACCGGACACGCGGCUGGAGCCCAACGACAUUGUGUAUCUCAUCCGCUCCGACCCCCUGGCCCACGUGGCCAGCAGCUCCCGGAGCCGGAAGAGCAGCUGCAGCAACAAGCUGGCUUCCUGCAACCCCGAGACGCGGGACGAGACGCAGUUCUGAGUGCCGUGUGGAGCCCUCCGGGCUGACCUCGUCCUGCCAGGGUCCGUGGGCCACGUGAUGCAUGAGUGCAGGGCCCCAACCCCCGCCUGCCGCCCAGCCCAGAGCUGCUCCCGGGACUGGACCCGGUGAGGGCCGAGGCUGCCCCGGGCACUACCAGACGCUGGUGGGAAGCCUUUUUAACCUGUUUUUACAAAUCUAUACAAUCCCUGGCCCUUUGCACAAACGCACCGCAACUCGUGACCGGGUCUGGCCGCAGUGCAGGGACAGGAGCCAGGCUGGACCGCAGAGGACCGGGCCGGGGGCUCGCACCGGAGGAGAGCACACUGCAGCCCCUGAACUUGCCCGUUUCCACGGCCACGGCUGGUAUUGAUUCCUGGGCCUUGCCCACAGCUCUCAGCAAAGCCACGGGGCGGUGGGCCACCCCUGUCUGCCCUGUGGGUCCCCUGUGGUCUCACUUGUGAGGGUCUGGCCCAGAGUCGGGCCGCAAGGGUCUCCGGAACGGUGAGGCAGGCACGCGAAGGGAGCCUUUUCCAGAAGGAAAUGGAAAGCAGGAGGGUCCGCAGCGCGGCCGAGCCCCUGGCAGGGGCGGGGCAGGGGGGCUCCGGAGAGUUGCCAGCAGCCUGGGCUCGCUAGGAGGGAGGCGGGGCUGCCGUGAGACCCCACAGCGGCCCUGGACUUUGGGGAAGAGAAUCAGAUGACGGCCUUUUCCUCUGGUUUCACGCUGAACUUUCGCAGCCGCGCCAUCUGACCUCCUUUUACCACCAGACCUGAAGCACAAUUCAGCCGCUGGGCUGCUAGCAGGCCCAGCCUCCGCGCGGGACAUUCCUCCUCCUGAGGGAGGGACUCGGGGCGCUGCCGCGGCUCCCGUGUGACUCCCUCUGACAGGUUUUGCACGCUCAGUGCUGGAAACUUCUAUUAAACGGAUGCAUCCU
Messenger RNA from Aethalodelphis obliquidens (Pacific white-sided dolphin), 4640 nucleotides. It is a transcript of the gene KCNT1, whose product is annotated as potassium sodium-activated channel subfamily T member 1. The record is from RefSeq and is a predicted model, not a curated record. The coding region runs from base 1 to 3708 and encodes 1235 amino acids. Gene Ontology annotation, cellular component: plasma membrane. Gene Ontology annotation, biological process: potassium ion transmembrane transport. The transcript is spliced from 32 exons. Gene Ontology annotation, molecular function: outward rectifier potassium channel activity; intracellular sodium-activated potassium channel activity. NCBI's taxonomy places the organism in Eukaryota, Metazoa, Chordata, Mammalia, Artiodactyla, Delphinidae.